AGCGAAACAAAGUGAAUGAAGUGACACAGUUUAUCAUAGGCGGGCUUUAUAUUGUACACAAUGAUACAUAUAUUUGGAUUCGUUGUGAUUAUUCUAUCCUUUAAUUUUGUGAAAUCAGAAGUAUCUCCAAAUUUUACAAGAUGUAAAGAUAGAUUUUUCUACCAGAAUACUGCACCAACAUUGAAAGGACUGGUCGGUUCAACCCAAAUCUGUCAACGACUCGGAAACCAAUAUUAUUACGCUACUGAAUAUGACACAACUAACAGAAUUCCGUACUAUAGCGCAAACACAUUAUCCUUUGAUAGGCGCGGCAGACGCAUUGGAGGUUGGUUUGUUGAGCCUCAACUAUCCAACGAAAAUGAUCCAAGUAUGGUAGACAUAAGCAUGGCAAACAACGAUAUAGCAACUUUCGGGAUUAGACAAGCAGUAAAUGUCGAUUACACACGUAGCGGUUAUGAUAGGGGACAUUUGAAUCCACAGCUAUACAAUUGCGAAACUGAAGACAGUAGAAAAGCAACCAAUUCUUUAACCAAUAUUGCACCUCAAGUCUCCUCAUUUAAUCAAGGUAUAUGGAAUGUAUUUGAAACCACUCUGUAUAACAUCUCAAAAAAGUAUUGUAACUUUGUAGGAGCAAGACGUUAUUUCAUUACUGGCGUUCUACCGAGUAAAAAUCAGUUCAUCAGUAAUGAAAGAGUUAAUAUACCUAGUCACUACUGGACAGCUGUAUGCUGCGAUUCCUCAAGUGCGAAGGGCGACCUCCGUAAAGAAGGAUGGUCCGCGGGAUUUAUAGGUGAAAACAAAGCUAAUUCCUCAGUUUUUAUUUACACAAUACAGAAUUUUUUACAAACCACCUCAUCUACACUUUUUGCAGAUUUUACAGAUCAAAAUGGAAACACAGUGAAAAACUGCCUGUUCAACCCGACUAAAGCGGACAACAUUAUUAACGAGAUUGCUAAUACCGACAAUCGUUUUAUCAAAGGGAAAACCUCAAUGUUUAGGCGUGUGUGUAAACUUAUUUACGAUGGAGUUUGUUACAUUCUAGGUUUGUUCGGAUAAAUCUGUCCAUUUAUGGAUGUUCGCUGCUCUGUUUCAAAAUAACAAGCUUUUUAAAAGACUGUUAUAAAUUGAUAGUAUAUAAAUAAAGUAAAGUUCUAACAAAUAACAGAAAAAUAUGAAGGGUCCAUGUGCUU
This is a messenger RNA of Mytilus trossulus (common blue mussel), 1190 nucleotides long. RefSeq names its product endonuclease domain-containing 1 protein-like. Gene Ontology annotation, molecular function: metal ion binding; nucleic acid binding; hydrolase activity. Lineage: Eukaryota; Metazoa; Mollusca; Bivalvia; Mytilida; Mytilidae. The coding region runs from base 61 to 1056 and encodes 331 amino acids. The transcript has 2 exons. The record is from RefSeq and is a predicted model, not a curated record.